This is a messenger RNA of Aspergillus calidoustus, 539 nucleotides long. Lineage: Eukaryota; Fungi; Ascomycota; Eurotiomycetes; Eurotiales; Aspergillaceae. The record is from the annotation of a GenBank genome assembly.
CUUGGAAAGGUGCGGUACCCACUUGGUAUAAUUCCAACCACGGUUCAGUCUCAGAAAGUGUUCUCGAAGCUGCGGCGGGCAACUGGAGACAUGGAGCAGAAAUCCUGACGCUCUUGCUGAACAGACAAUUGCGCAUGCCGCACUUCACCAGAAACCUCAUCGAGGCUGCAUGUGACAAUAAACAGUGUGGGCAUGAUAUCAUGCGCCUCUUUAUUAGGCUUGACCUGCUACAGGUUAGGCGGCUUACCUCAGAUGAUGCCCUCUUUGCAGCGGCGACGUGCGGCCAAGACAAGAUCCUCGACAUCUUCUCAAAGGACUUGGGAUUUGACAUCGGGGACAACCUCUACGCGCUCGCCAAAAUGUACAACGCUGCCUUGCAAGGCGAUGCAAAGCUCGUCCAAGGCUUGAUCAUUGACGGGGUAUAUCCCGACACGCCGAAUAGACGAAAUGUUACUCCCUGUGGAUGGCGGCUAUGAGUGGUCACAUUGAUGAUGUAAGGCGCCUCUUAGCAACAGGACGUGUCAGUAGCAACCGCCGAU